UCGUCGUUGCGGCCUUAACCGCCAUGGGUCGUUCUCUCCGCACGUUCGCGGCCUACACACAACCGUUCACAGUGAAAAAUGCCCGAUACGCAACAACUGGGUGUCCGUUCUCAAAACGUCAGCGUUCCCAAAUUGCCCCAACCGCGGAGUUGAGUGAGGAAAUUUUCUCCAAUGCCAAACCUUACUCUGAAGUUCCUGGACCGAAGCCUAUUCCUAUACUUGGGAAUACGUGGCGUAUGGUGCCUAUUAUUGGUCAGUUCGACAUAUCUGAGUUCGCUAAAGUGACCCAACAUUUUCUGGAUAGGUACGGGAGGAUCGUACGUCUUGGUGGUUUGAUCGGAAGACCAGAUUUGUUGUUUGUUUACGAUGCGGAUGAGAUAGAGCGGAUAUAUAGACGGGAAGGGCCGACACCGUUCCGGCCUUCGAUGCCCUGUCUCGUCAAAUACAAGUCCGAAGUCAGGAAGGAUUUCUUCGGAGAACUGCCUGGUGUUGUUGGAGUGCACGGAGAGCAAUGGCGUCGUUUUCGCUCGAAGGUCCAACGGCCGAUUCUGCAGCCUCAAACGGUGAAGAAGUACGUGGCUCCCAUAGAGCUGGUGACCGAAGACUUCAUCAAGUACAUGGAAAAUGCUCGCGAUGCGAACGGAGACCUGCCGCAUGAGUUCGAUAAUGAUAUCCAUCGGUGGUCGCUUGAAUGUAUCGGCCGCGUGGCUCUCGACACCAGGCUUGGCUGCCUAUCAACAGACCUGACCAGCAACUCGGAACCUCAACGUAUAAUCGACGCUGCAAAGUUCGCUCUUAGAAACGUAGCAGUUUUGGAACUCAAAGCGCCUUAUUGGAGAUAUGUCCCAACCCCGCUGUGGACUAAAUAUGUUAACAACAUGAAUUUCUUCGUCGAGCUUUGCAGCAAAUACAUAAACGAAGCUCUUGAACGGCUAAAGACCAAAAAAGUGACUUCAGAGAAUGACCUCUCUCUUCUCGAGCGAGUCCUCAGGAGUGAAGGGGAUCCUAAGAUCGCUACUGUUAUGGCUCUGGAUCUUAUCUUAGUUGGUAUUGAUACGAUAUCAAUGGCAGUAUGCUCCAUCCUAUACCAAGCAGCUACAAGGCUCAAACAGCAGGAGAAGAUGGCAGAAGAGAUCAGGAGAGUCUUCCCGGAUCCAAGCAAACCAAUCAAUUAUGCUGAUUUGGACAAACUGCAUUAUACCAAGGCUUUUGUUAGAGAAGUGUUCAGAAUGUAUUCUACAGUUAUUGGUAACGGUAGAACGCUUCAAGAAGACGAUGUUAUUUGUGGUUAUCACAUUCCCAAAGGUGUUCAAGUGGUAUUCCCCACAAUCGUGACGGGUAACAUGUCGCAAUUCGUGUCCGACCCUGAGGAGUUCAAGCCGGAGCGCUGGCUGGAGAGCGAUGGUCGUCUUCAUCCCUUCGCUUCUCUUCCUUACGGCUUCGGAGCCAGGAUCUGUUUGGGCCGAAGAUUUGCUGACUUGGAAAUCCAAAUUCUUCUAGCUAAGCUAAUCCGCCGGUAUCGUCUGGAAUAUCACCACGAGCCACUCGAGUACGCUGUCACCUUCAUGUACGCGCCUGACGGACCAUUGCGUUUGCGCAUGAUUGAACGAUAGACCUCUAAUAUUAUAAUUAAUUAAUAAAAGUGUAAUAAAUAUUUUUAUUAAAAAAAACUAAGGUCGGCAAUAUACGGACCGCUUGAAGCAAGCAGGGGCGACAGCUUCAAGGUGUCAACCGCCUGAAUCAGUUACAACUGCUCGAGCGGUUCGUGUAUGACUGUGCGUCCAUAGAACUCUGCAGUUCACUGUGCAGUCGCAGACUGCUUCGACGGUCCGUGUAUAGCCGGUCUAAGUAGCCUUUUAGGAAAAGGUGGAACAAUAAAAAGUGGUAUUUACUUAAUUUGAUUUAUACAUAGAGGUCUUGCGGUAAAAUGAUAGCGGUAAUAAAAUUGUAAAUUAAGCUUAUUGAUAUGUACCUAAAACAAUAUUAUUUAAGAUGUAAAUAAAAUGUUUAACUAUU
Molecule: messenger RNA, 2016 nt
Organism: Helicoverpa zea (corn earworm)
Lineage: Eukaryota; Metazoa; Arthropoda; Insecta; Lepidoptera; Noctuidae
Gene: Cyp301a1
Product: probable cytochrome P450 301a1, mitochondrial
Exons: 8
Coding region: 24-1613 (529 amino acids)
Molecular function (GO): monooxygenase activity; iron ion binding; oxidoreductase activity, acting on paired donors, with incorporation or reduction of molecular oxygen
Source: RefSeq, a predicted model, not a curated record